GCAUUUCCUCUUGAGUUUCCUGUUUUCUUGUUUAUUUUUAUUGUGGUUUUUAGAAAUUGAUUGCUAAGUAAAGGUGUAUUCCUUAGAUGAAAUCGGGUUGUGUGAUGGCAAAAUGCAUGAACUGUUUGCUGAAGUGCUCACUCGUAAAGAUCUGUCGAAGGCAGGGGACUUGUUCUCUCUCGAAGACGUCGCUAUAGAGAAGGAUCUAUCAGACGUGGUCGAGAAAAUCUGCCAGAUUGUCGACACUGCAGACUACGAGAUAAACGACAAUGACCAAAGUGUGGUGGAGAUUUGUAUCACUAGGUUAACCACCGCUAUCAGGGAGACGAACAGUGUUGAGAAACAUGCAUCGGCGCUUGUUGGAUUACUGGAGGUUUGUCAGAGACACAAUCUUACCCAGUCGAAGAAAGAUGAGGAUCCACCCCAUGUCAAGAUCGCCUCCGACAUCAUGAGUUGUCUUUUCAUGUACUACAACAAGGGGGAGGUAAUGAAGUUGGCCAUUCCCGCUGCAGUGAAGUUUCUCAACAGUGAUAACGCGGACCUCAGCCGCAACGUCUCCAGCUACCUCUCACUUGCCGCCAUCGACAACGCAGACUUUCUCGUCAUACAUAUCCCACUACUUGUUACAAGUAUACUCAAAGGCAACUACCUGCUGAGCCAGGUGAUGCCACAGAUCUAUGUACAGAACACGGACCCUGUCGACAGCGAGGUUGACAACUUCGUCAGUCUGCUCACCAAGUGUGACGUCACCGAGAGGAUCUGCUUCAUACAGCUCUUGGGGUGUGUCGCCAAGAGAAAACCAACAAUUCUUGAACCUCACAUUCCAGUGUUAUCUCAGUAUUUACAAAGCUCCAUGUUUGGACCUCUUGUUCUGUCGAUCUUUGUCAACAUGGCGACGGCCAAUCCAGCAGCGUUUGUUGACCACCUGGACCCAAUCAAGAAAACCGUGGAAACACAGCCCAUGUUGAUGCCAUUGGUGGCUCAGAUAGUUGGUGCUGUCGGAACAGUCAACAAGACUGAAGCUAAGAAUUCCAUGGACUAUCUGGUGUCUCAGCUGAGCUGCAAAGAGCAGACAACUCUGCCGUUGAUUCUCAGUGAGAUUCGUGCCCUUGGUUUGACGAACAACGUUUUGCUGCUGGAGAGAUUCGAGGAGAUCAUCAAACUGUCGAGUAGCGGGUCGAGUGCCGUGCGCCUCAUCAUCCAACAGAUCAAAGAAGACCUCCACAAAUAUGCCGGGGACCGAGAGAUGAAAUCUGUGUCGAGCCAGACAGAGGGAACGAUCACCGUGAUCACCGUCGGCAACCCACCGAACGCCACCCAUCCCAGUGGGACUGUGUCCGUGAAGACAACCAUGUUGCCAUCUGCUGGCACUUCCAGUCAGCAGAGUCUGUCGAAAUCGUCAAGAGCUAGUAGUCUGACAGCGGGUCUACCGUCAGACCGAGCCAGCAGUCCCGCCUCUACGUUGGUGUCGGAGAAACUGUCGGUAAACAGCGGGUUUGCUCACCUCGGCAGUACACACUUGCAUGAACCAAUCAGAGAUGGUGUGCAGCACUUCUAUGAGAGACAUCUAUCCAGUGUAAAAGACUACAUUGCUAGUCUGAACAUCCGACUGCCAUUACCUGCAAAAUGCUGUGUUGUCAACGGCCGACACAAGAACUUCAUGCGACUGUUCUUCCAGUGCAGUUGUCAGACCGACGCUUGUCUCUACAGCAGCAGCUACUUCACCGUUAACACCAAACUGCCCAAAACCUGGAUCUAUCUCAUGUUUCUCUCCGUGCAGGCUCAGUCCACCUGUGCCCUGAGUCAGCAGGAUUCCAAUGUCAGUUGUCUAAAGGCAUGCUGGGAUGCGUUGCAUUAUGACCGUGGAAAUAGCAGCUUUCUUACCCUUGUCACGUCACUCUUCCCAACAGCAAAGGACCAAGAUACAAUGCUCCAAGAACUUCAUUCCGUGAGAUACUUUGAUAUCUUUGAAUUCAGUGCUACACAGAAAAGCUGGGUGUGUUUUGUGUGUAAUCACCCGGAGAAACUCUCACCUCUUCUACAGGAUGGACUGCCAAACAUUGCAGGUCAACUGAAGGAGAAGAAAGGCAAGUGGAAGUUUCUCAAACGCUGGAAGACGCGAUACUUCACUCUGUCGGGCGGUUCCAUCACGUACAGCAAGAGUAACCUGUUCAAAGAGAUGUUACCAGUGAGUCAGAUUCAGAGUAUAAAAGCUGUCAAGAAGGGAAUCCGAGACAUUCCAAAAGCGUUUGAGAUCUUCACAGCCGACCAGACGUACGUGUUUAAGGCCAAGAGUAACCAGAACGUUGAGCAGUGGGUCCAGUGUCUACACAUCGCCGUGGCGCGCUCCAAGAACGGGAACGACGCUGCCGCGAAACCCAGCACCGUGGUUCUAAACAGACCGCGGUCUGCCAUCAUGAGUGACACGAAACUGUGAUCAGUACUGGUGGUUUACACAGAUGGGGUGGCAGUGAUACGGAAUUAAUUAUUACUCGUGUGGUUAAAAAUAUCUUGGGAAAUGUCAAAGUGAUACGUCCUGCUAGAACGUAAAGUGGGAUGUAACACCUCGAAGGAAAUGUUUUAUUUAACGACGCACUCAACACAUUUUAUUUAUGGUUA
This is a messenger RNA of Gigantopelta aegis, 2619 nucleotides long. Its product is annotated as ventricular zone-expressed PH domain-containing protein homolog 1-like. The coding region runs from base 113 to 2437 and encodes 774 amino acids. Gene Ontology annotation, cellular component: plasma membrane. Gene Ontology annotation, molecular function: phosphatidylinositol-5-phosphate binding. Lineage: Eukaryota; Metazoa; Mollusca; Gastropoda; Neomphalida; Peltospiridae. The transcript is spliced from 15 exons. The record is from RefSeq and is a predicted model, not a curated record. Gene Ontology annotation, biological process: regulation of signal transduction.